Molecule: messenger RNA, 1643 nt
Organism: Gordionus sp. m RMFG-2023
Lineage: Eukaryota; Metazoa; Nematomorpha; Gordioida; Chordodea; Parachordodidae
Exons: 9
Coding region: 33-1364 (443 amino acids)
Source: RefSeq, a predicted model, not a curated record
AUAUGUUCAUUAUGUUAGAACACAUUUUAUAAAUGAAACCAGAUUGUAAGACCUCAGAUCAUAAAAUUAAUAAUAGAAAUAAUAGUUUAAAAAAUAUAAAUAAGCUACCCAAACUAACCGACCUCACGAAGUUGGUCGUGCCAUCUAUACCAAAUUACAAUGAAUUGUCAGUAUUAUAUAAGGAACUUGAGAGAUCCCUUACAGAGAUUAUAGAUUUAAAAAAUAAGUACAAGGAAGAACUUACAAAACAGCCAGAUUUUAUGGGUAAAUUAAAAGAAACUUUAAUAUCUGAGCCUCUAUUUGAAAAUUUAAAUGAUUACCAUUCCAUUCCCUCAUCAUCUGGUAUUUAUAAUGAAGAUUCAAAUUUUAGUUUAGAUUCAAAUAUUAAUGGCUCUCUAAACUCUUCUCAAUUUACAAAUGAGUAUUACAAAAGUCAAAAAAUAAAAAAGAAUAUACCAUAUAAAAAUAAAAAACAUAAAAGUUAUAAAAACACCAAAGAAGUUUCUGAGAAUGUUGAUCAUAUUAAUCUUGAUCAUAAUGCUGAUAUUCCAACUAAUUUCUGGAACAAAAUUGAGGAAUUUUUUACUGAUAUUAAUGAGUCACACAUAAACAAUAUACAAUCAUUGAUACCAGAUUCCUAUCAAAAGGCAGUUGAACAAUUAAAUGAACUUAAAUUGCCAAAAUUAACCAAGCAAAAUAAUGUGAAAAAAUGUUCCAAACAUAAAAAAUGCCUUACUGCACUAUGUUCGAAAUGCGAAAUUGUUUAUAUGAACCCCUUAGAAUCUAAUAGAGUAAACUAUGGUGAAAAUGACAGGAUUAAAGCUGAAGAAUCUCUUAUGGAUCUUGAUAGCGAAAAUUUUGGAGAUGGUUCACCGUUUCGCCUCAUGACCAAAGGUUUGGUUAAUUCCCUCUUGCAAAGGCAACCAUCAUUUUUAAUCGAUUCCGAAAAUACUGAUCUCGAUAAAUUAUUUCAACAAUGCCCAGGUGACAGUGACGAGGAAGAUUUGCUAAAAUUUGACCAUUCCCGGACUUCUCAAGCGAAUCAUAAGUCUGAAACGAUUGAACCUCAAGCUGACUUGUAUCCUAAUUUCGCUCAAUUAUUUACCGCCGACGUCCCUUUAUCCCAUCCUAAAGAAACUCGUAUAAAUUCCCUUAUAUCCGCAUUAAUUACUCGUGGACAACACGCAACCACAGAGCAUACCGCGUUACUGCAAAUCGAAACUAUAGACGAAGAGCUCAAGGAAUUGUUCAAAAAAUACAGAAAAGCCAAGCUAAAGCGGAAAGAAUUGGCGGAAAAAGAUACCGAACAAAUACUCUCAUGUUUGUCCCGCAGACAAACAAUAUGCCAAUCUAUGGAAAUAUAGCUUCAAUCGCAAUUUACCUUUUUUAUUAACAUUUUGAAGUGAAUAGGCAUUUUCUCUAAAGUUUUUUAUAGAAAUCAAGUAUUAUUUAAACUUCACAUUUUUUAAAAACUUAUUUAAUUUUUUUAAAGGUAUCUUAACAUAUGUUUUUCUUUUUUUCUUUUACAUUGCAAAAAAAUAUUAUAUCUUUAAAUUUUUUGGAGGUAUAAUUGAUAAAUAGGAUCUGCGCAUUUUAAUGUUUGAUAUCUUUAAAAAAAAAUUAGGCAAUACAGUCUUUAAGAU